This is a messenger RNA of Cylindrotheca closterium, 1047 nucleotides long. The record is from the annotation of a GenBank genome assembly. Lineage: Eukaryota; Bacillariophyta; Bacillariophyceae; Bacillariales; Bacillariaceae.
AUGCCUCAGAUAUCCACCCCGUUACAGAUAGAAAAGGACGAAGACGGGUCUUUUUCAAACUCCUCUUGUCGAUACGCCAAAGCAAUUCACGAAUCCGAAGUUUCUUCUUCCCUUCCUGGUCUCCUAGAGCUUCGACAGUGCCCAGUCUUUUCCGAAGAAUGUCCUUUUAAAUCUGCUUCUAACCCGCAAGACUUCAGACAUCAGCUGAAGCGAAUCCCUCUCGGCCACAUGGCAAAAGAUGGACCGCUCUACAAUUCCCUCAAGUUUUUUCAUGAAUCGAAAGAAAAUCCAUCAGGCAACAAAUGUCCUGUUCGUGGGCAGGUUUCUGUUCCAGAGGAGUGGUCAUUUCAUCAAACGGUGGAAGAACUGUCGCUCAUAUCAAUCAUGGCAGAGAUGGCGCUGGCGAUCGAGCAGGAGGAUUUUCGCUCUGUUGACUCGGAAGGAAACGCAGAAACCUCAGCUGCUACCGAUUCUUCAACAUUGUCCCCUAUACCUUCUGAAGUAAGGGAUACUGACAAGUACCCAUCUAGGCCUUCCUUGUCUGAUGCUUUGAAGACUGGGACGGCUAAUUCCCACCAGGCUGCCGAGGGUGUACAAUUCGUGAAGCAGUUCGUUAGAGGAAAGAUUGACAGGGAACUAUAUGGUUUGAUGAUUGCACAGCUGUACCAUCUUUACGGAAGCCUAGAAAUAGCUCUUGAUCGGCAUGCACCAGCACUUUUUAACUCCUGCCAUUUUUCCAAUGAGCUGCACCGUAGAGCCGCCCUGCAAGAGGACGUUGAAUUUUGGCAUACAAACACACCAACGAUUAGUCCAGCGACGCGAGACUACAUUGACCGCAUCGAGCACCUAAGCGAAAAUAAGCCGUUACUGCUUCUUGCACAUGCCUACACUCGUCACCUUGGAGACUUGAGUGGAGGCAAAGUUCUAGCUCGAGUUGCCAAGAGAGCUCUGCUUCUGGUGGAUGACGAUGGUUUGGCAUUUUAUCACUUUCCUCAAGUGAAAAGCUUCAAGCUUUUCAAAGAUAAAUAUCGUGCAAUUUGUCUCUAG